Molecule: messenger RNA, 1339 nt
Organism: Vitrella brassicaformis
Lineage: Eukaryota; Vitrellaceae
Source: the annotation of a GenBank genome assembly
CCAAAGACACUUCACAUAUUAUGCACACACAGCCGUCCUGCCACACAUGAACAGACACAUAAGCUGCCUAAGACAGCCAUAGACCCUCUCUCUCUCUCUCUCUCUCUCUCUCCCCUUCCCGUCCACCCAAUGAGCCACCGCACCAUCAAGCCCAUCAGUUGAUGCCCAGUGACUCGAACUGCCCCUGCUUGUUGAUGUAACCCAAGUGCUGCCAUUCAAACUGACAGUCCUCGUUGCCGAGGUGGUCGUCAAAGCCCUUGACAACUCCCUCUACGCCAUGUCGGGCCGCCUCGUCCAGCCGGGCCUUGUGCACCACCUCACGCACACCCAGCAGCCGAGGCUGCCCGCCCUCCUGCCCCCUGACGGCGAAGCACUGCAGCGGCACCCGCACCAUCUGACCGCCCACAUUGGCCAUAGGUCCCACCACCUCCCUGUUGCUGCUCGCCUCCAACGCCGACUUGACGAAGUGCUCGAUAGCCGUACACACACGGCGGGCCAUGUCGGUGUGGCGGAAGGGCAGCAGUGUGUCGGUGAUGGUCCGGUUGACGGCUUCUGUGUCGAAGAGGUACGAUGCGAUGCGCCAGCCGAAGAAGGGGGCCUCUUGCGGUCCCACUGCCAGCCGAGGAGUCAGCAGAGCGGCCAGCGACCGGUGAGGGGCCAGGGCUGCAUUGAGGGCCGCCAUGGCCGGCUUCGGCAGGUCGUUGAGCACCUCUCUGUAUUCCGAUAACACCAGCUGUCGCUGACGGCGCAGGGCGGAUGGUUGUCUCAAAUAACGAUCAUCGCCUGCGUCCACAUGUGGGUCGUCCUCUGCGUCGUCAUCCACCGUGGGCAGCAGAGGGACGUCAGCGCCCGCCAUCAACAGUGUGCGGAUGGUGGGAUUGGGAGGUUCCCAUUCAUGAUAAACGGCCUCAGAGACAGCCACACCGAGGGGUGUCUCAUUGUGGUAGAGCGAGGCUCUGUUGAUGUCGUCGGCUGACGUGAGGUGCCGGGCGAGGAAGUCGACCACUUUGGGGAAGCGGUAAAGAGCCGCACAGUACAGUGGUGUCUCUCCUAUUUCGUCUGUUGCCGCGAUGUCCACCCCGUUGUCCACCAGCAGCGUCAUGUAACUGUUGAUGAACGACUGCGAAUAGACGCUUGUUUCAUACAGGCUGCCGCCGCGUGCUGCCUGGUGGGCCAGAUUGCUCCCGAAGCUCGUCUCCAUUGCGAGCGUCCUGUCCUUCUCCAGAAUCCGCCGGUAGAUCUGCAUGAGCUCCGCCUCGUACUCAGCGGUCGGACUGCGAAGAAAAACGGGAGGGCAGGCCGAGCACACCACACAAAUCGACGUCCCUGGACAGAAAGA